Messenger RNA from Blastocystis hominis, 453 nucleotides. RefSeq lists its product as hypothetical. The coding region runs from base 1 to 453 and encodes 150 amino acids. Lineage: Eukaryota; Bigyra; Opalinata; Blastocystidae. Gene Ontology annotation, molecular function: RNA binding; double-stranded DNA binding. Gene Ontology annotation, cellular component: transcription export complex 2. Gene Ontology annotation, biological process: post-transcriptional tethering of RNA polymerase II gene DNA at nuclear periphery; transcription elongation by RNA polymerase II; poly(A)+ mRNA export from nucleus. The transcript has 4 exons. The record is from RefSeq and is a predicted model, not a curated record.
AUGAUUUUGUUCUUCUUGAUCCCUGUGAAUAUGAUUUUCGGCCUGCUGCCUCCCAAAUCGCUUCUCACCAAGUUCCAUUUUUCGAUGUAUUCGAAACUGUCGCAAGCAAUCCAAACGGGGAAUUUGCAGCUUUAUGAGGAAGUGUUGGCGAACUAUGAGCGCGUGUUGAUUAAUCGAAAUCUCUACCUGACUGUGAUUUCCUUGAAGAUCCUGGUGCAGCGAAGUCUGCUGAAGUCGAUUUUGAGUGUGUUUGGGGGCGCACAGAUUCCAUUCCGUGUGAUUCAUGUGGGGCUGAAUCUGCAAAACCAGCAUUUGUCGGACGAAGAACUGUGUUCAUUGCUGAGUUUGCUGAAGUAUAAAGGCUAUUUGAAGGGAUAUGUGGCCUAUCCGCAGAGAGUGUUGGUCGUGUCGAAGAAUCUGCCGUUUCCGCCCGUGGCAAGUCUGUUUAAGUGA